Messenger RNA from Scheffersomyces stipitis CBS 6054, 1410 nucleotides. RefSeq lists its product as uncharacterized. The coding region runs from base 1 to 1380 and encodes 459 amino acids. The transcript is spliced from 2 exons. Gene Ontology annotation, biological process: SNARE complex assembly. Gene Ontology annotation, cellular component: endosome; lytic vacuole. Gene Ontology annotation, molecular function: SNARE binding. The record is from RefSeq and is a predicted model, not a curated record. NCBI's taxonomy places the organism in Eukaryota, Fungi, Ascomycota, Pichiomycetes, Serinales, Debaryomycetaceae.
AUGAAUCCCAACUUCCUGGCAAUUUCACUUCCCUAUACGGCCGCUUCCUCCAACUCUGCCAACUUCAUUGUCAAGAUAUGGUGUAAACCAGUGUACUCUAAACUUCCGAACUCAAACACAAAUACAGAAUGGCACUUACUUUCUGAGAAUAGAAUAGAUUUGAAAAAGCUCAUAUACGUUGGAAAGUCCCUUCACAACACCGAGGAUUAUUUUCGAACGAAUUCCAUAAUAUUGUACCUCAAUGAAAAAGCCUAUGUCAUGCCCAAUUCACUCAGGGUAGCCGUAGCGAAAAUUAGAAGUCUCAGUACAACACAAAGAUUAAAUUCAACAGAUAGACAGAAUGUUCUGAAAUCGUACGACUUUGACUCCUUACGUUCGUUGAACAAUCUUUCCAAUUCUUUGGAUGAGUUGAAACACACGAAACAUAAACUACUGUCUCUCAUAGACAAACACGUAGAAUCCUUCUACGACGAGACAAACGUAGACAACAUCAAAAUGGUGCUAGGAAAACUACACAACCGCAACCAGGUUUUAGAACAAUCUAUUAAUAAGCAGAAAGCUAUAAAUGACAGCUUGUCUUCGGACAUAUACAAUACCAAGAUUAAAAUCAAUCAGAUAAAGGAGCUCUCAAGUGAUAAACUCAACUCGGUCUUGGACAUGGGCAGUAACCAGCUUGAUUUCUUGGAAUCGGAGUUGGAACCUAUCAAGGAAUCGCUAGAAAACAACGUAUAUCCUUCACUAAUUGAAGAGUUGCAACUAACCACUAAGGUUAUUCAGGAAAUAAUACCCAUCUACAACAUCAACAAUAGUGUAAAGUUCGCUAUAAUGGGUAUGGAAUUCCCCUCAUCCAUCAAGGAGCUUUUAGAAGUUUGCUACUACAACAAAAAGAAUCUUAAGAACUUUAAUUAUUCACCAACAUUCGACAAUGAACACGAUAGCCAUGCGUUUAACAUCGAACAGGUCAAUGCUGGAUUGUCAUACAUAGUUCAAGUCAUUACUUGCUUGGCACAUAUCACAAAUUUGCAUCUAAAAUACGAGAUGGUUUCCGACGGAAACAGAAAUGAAACAAAACCCAUUGCAUACACAUUAUACUACGACCAUUCCAAGACUGAGAAAGUCUCAGGAGAACUCUCUGGGUCUGGACGCAAGUACGAUUUGCAGAACUAUGAUUUCGAGCAUGGACUCAAUCUUCUCAACAAGAACCUUGUACAGUUGAUUAACAACGUUACCGAUGUCUAUGACGAGUUCAAGCACGAUUCACGUGAAAGCAAGAUAUCCAACAAUAUCCCUAAUGAUUGCUUAGACAACUUUCUCUGGAAUCUUCAAUUCUUGAUCUUGUAUAUCACGGCUCCGAUAUCACAGACAGAGGAGAGUAUCUAGUUCUAUAAAUUGAAAAUAGACAGCUAAGUC